This is a messenger RNA of Phytomonas sp. Hart1, 618 nucleotides long. NCBI's taxonomy places the organism in Eukaryota, Euglenozoa, Kinetoplastea, Trypanosomatida, Trypanosomatidae. The record is from the annotation of a GenBank genome assembly.
AUGGGCAAUUUGACACUGUCAAACACGGCGGGCGACUCCGUGGUGGUCCCGGAGGAGGUCGCGAGGAGGCUGUUCAACAAGUUCAGAGCCGCUGAUGCCUUCCUCCACGCCGCACGCCCCCCCAGCCCGGACAGCCAUAGCCUCAGUGAGAGCAGUGGUGAGGCUGAGGAAGCCACCCCGGCCCUCCCGCAGGAGGACGAGCCCCUCCGUGUCGGGCAGCUCAACGCGAGCCUCGAGGUCUUGCAGGUGGUUGCGACCUACGCGACCCUCCCAAACGACCAGCGAACGGCCGACAUCCCAAAGCCGAUGAUACGGAGCUAUGCCGAGUCGGUCAAACCGCACGAGCUCGACAUGGUCAGGAAGGCGGAGGAGCAAAACUACCUGGUCCAACUCCUCGAUGUUGCGCUGGCGCUUCGCUUUGAGCAGUUGAUCGCGGUCUGCGCGGCGUACAUGAAUGAACGCAUUCAUGAGAUCUCGAAAGGGUCGCCUGACAUCAUGACCGGUGCUGAGCGCGUUAGGGAGUUUAUGCACGUGGAGAACACCUGGACUACUGAGGAAAUGGAACACCUCAGCAAGGAGAUGGCGCUUGCCAAGAAGAUCGAUCCGCAUGCAUACUAA